AGGUGAAAAUGUAUUUAGCUGGCUGACUAAAAAUGUUGAGAUAGCAUUUUAUUCCUCAACCAAUAUUAGAUCUCAUUUCUCUUUGUUUAUUAAAAUUAAAAGUAAAACCAUAUUUCUUUCUCUUUUCUUCUCCUCCUCUCUUCCUCAACACCAUCCUCUUUUGACUCAAGUGUUGAUCUAUCUUGAUAAUUGACAUGCUCACAACUCAACUCAUGACAAAUCAGUCAUUAAUUAAGUGAGCAUCCUUUUUACCAUAAUCGACGCUUGUUCAGAUCAGGUCUAUUUUUUAUCAUUUUUUUUCUCUGAAAAAUAGAAUAAUCUUCGAUAUGUCAAAUUCAAACCUUUUCCAAGUGAAGGAAGAAGAAGAUGAUGAGAAAAAGAUUAUAUCCAGUGAAGACAUACAACUCCCCACGUCCAAAAAUCAAGAUAAGUGCAUAGAGGAUAUUGCACUUGGUCAACAUGGUGCUGUUGACCGAAACCUAGAUGAAAAUAAUCCAGAUCAUGAUGAUAAAAAUGAAAUAUUUCUGGAAGAUUGUUCAGAGGAUCCAGAUAAAGGAAGGCCACGUUCAGAACAGUUUGGAACAAUACAGAGAAGAUCAACACAGACGCUGUGUGAAGAUGAUGAUACACACAAAUCGAGAAAUGAUCGCGAUGAUGAUGAUGAUGGAUUUAUAACUCCAACUUCUUCGGAUCACAAAAUCCCAGUGAUGACAAAGUGCCCACCUGCACCCAAAAAAACUGUCAAAAGAAAAUUUUCAGAUUCACCAAACAUACAUCCAACUCUCCAUGUUGACUUUGAAGAUUUGGAAGAGAAUAUCAAGAAAUUAAGAAAAAAGGAUCAUCAAGAAUGAACUAAAUUUAUAUAGCUAUAUAUUAAAGGUAUGAAAUAAAAUUUAUCAUUUGUAAUUAAUUACUACCUUUAUAUUCUAAG
Molecule: messenger RNA, 931 nt
Organism: Solanum dulcamara
Lineage: Eukaryota; Viridiplantae; Streptophyta; Magnoliopsida; Solanales; Solanaceae
Exons: 1
Coding region: 327-851 (174 amino acids)
Biological process (GO): regulation of DNA endoreduplication
Source: RefSeq, a predicted model, not a curated record